ACCGAAAAACCAUUUGAUUAAUUUUAGAUAGAUGUUUAGGUUUAAAUACUGUUGUUGUGAACUUGAAACAUAGAUACACGUGAACAAGUAAACACUUGGAAGCAGCUAAUGUAUAAAAUCAAGUGAACGACAGUCAUGUGUGUAGAUCAUACUGAAUAAGAGUACAAAGUUUAUUUCUGCAAAAUAAUCUAUUUUAGAAUACAACAGAAUAUGAGUGAAAUAUAUGAUUUUCUAUCGAGUAAUAGUGUUUGAAUAAAACUAGUAGACAAAGUGUUAACCCUAAUAUUUAAAAUCCAUCCAUGGCAAAACCAUUACCAAUUUCGUGACUAAGUUCCUAUUAAGAACCGCCGCGAUACCGUUCCUAAAGAAAUCGUCUCCAUUCCGUCCAGUGCCAUCAAUGUCAUCGAUGUCCGCUCAAGGAGUCGUUGAGCGCGCAUCGGCCGAGUUGUCAAAACGCAUCAACGGCCUGGGUCUGCGUUCGGGCAAACAUCAUUCACAUGGCACCUCCGGCAAAACGAGCGUCAUGGAAAGGGUCACAAACGUCUUUUGUGGGGCGCCCGAAAAGCCAUCCAGGCUGACAGGUCGCGCGACCCGAGGCACGCCUCAGCCUGUCAGGAAAGCACAUGUACAACAUGUACAACCCAUGCCUCAGCCACAGACUGUGGCCUGGACGUCCUGGGAGCAGUUAUUACUGGAUGAAAGAUAUUUAGGAAGGCUGUUUAUGUACUUUACAUCUGCUGAAAGGAAAACUUUAGCGCAAGUUUGUAGCAGGUGGAGAGAUGUUCUUUAUAGGAGUCCUGGUUAUUGGUCUGGUUUAGUGCCCGUACUUCAAUGUCGCGAAUUGAGGCAGAGCGCGGCUCCAGAGCGAGCGAGGCUUUAUGCUUCUUUGUUGAGAAGAGGUUUUCGUGCCGUUUGCUUGAUGGGCGCUGCGGACGAAGAUGCUUUGGAUAUGGUUCAUUCAUUCCCUUUAGCAUCCAAGCAUGUUCAUUCUUUAAGUUUAAGAUGUUCCAGUAUUUCGGAUAGGGGAUUAGAAGCACUUCUUGAUCAUUUACAGUCGCUGUUCGAGCUGGAGUUAGCCGGUUGCAACGAAGUAACCGAGGCCGGCCUGUGGGCUUGUUUGACUCCUCGGAUCGUGUCUCUGACAUUGACCGAUUGCAUAAAUGUGGCCGACGAGGCGGUGGGCGCCGUCGCUCAGCUACUGCCAUCCCUUUACGAGUUCUCGUUGCAGGCGUACCACGUAACGGAUGCCGCCUUGGGAUACUUUUCACCGAAGCAAAGCGCCUCGCUCAGCAUUCUGCGGUUGCAGAGUUGCUGGGAACUCACCAACCACGGUGUAGUUAAUAUAGUUCACUCUCUACCAAAUCUGACAGUGUUAUCCCUAUCCGGGUGCAGUAAAGUAACGGACGAUGGAGUGGAGCUAAUAGCAGAGAAUCUUCAAAAACUUAGAGCCUUAGACUUAUCAUGGUGCCCUAGAAUAACCGAUGCGGCCCUGGAAUAUAUUGCCUGUGAUCUGAACCAUCUAGAGGAAUUAACACUGGACAGGUGCAUACAUGUGACGGACAUAGGAGUUGGAUACGUGUCAACUAUGUUAUCGUUAUCUGCAUUAUUUCUGCGCUGGUGUUCGCAACUGAGAGAUUUUGGCCUGCAGCAUCUUUGCAGUAUGCGCAACCUUCAAGUUUUGUCACUGGCAGGAUGUCCAUUAUUAACAUCCAGUGGACUGUCAAGCCUGAUACAAUUACGACACCUACAAGAAUUAGAACUGACAAAUUGUCCAGGGGCAUCAGCAGAACUUUUUGAAUACCUACGAGAACAUCUUCCACGAUGUAUGGUCAUAGAAUAAAUCAAAAUCAAUAAACUGGUUAAUACUUUUCUAGCAAACAAAUAAAAAACGACAAAUGAGCAAUAAAAGGCGCUUAUAAAAAUAUACGUACGUUUUGCAACUUUUAUCAGAGAAGCGCAAUAAAUUGAGAGCUCAUUCGUAAAUUGUGAUAUAUGGAUGUAUUUUCUAGGUGUGUAUAAAAUAUAAAUCCGAGAUGGCUAAGAAAGAAUUGUCAUAACCUUGCGCUGUGAAGCGUUAAAAUAAUAAGAAAAUAAUGAAGAAAAAUAUUAUAGAAGUCGGGCAUAUUUUUAAAGGUCGUAUCCAUGUUGUUUA
Messenger RNA from Ctenocephalides felis (cat flea), 2152 nucleotides. Its product is annotated as F-box/LRR-repeat protein 16. The coding region runs from base 398 to 1840 and encodes 480 amino acids. Gene Ontology annotation, cellular component: SCF ubiquitin ligase complex. Gene Ontology annotation, molecular function: protein binding. The record is from RefSeq and is a predicted model, not a curated record. NCBI's taxonomy places the organism in Eukaryota, Metazoa, Arthropoda, Insecta, Siphonaptera, Pulicidae. The transcript has 6 exons. Gene Ontology annotation, biological process: SCF-dependent proteasomal ubiquitin-dependent protein catabolic process.